AUGGAACAUGAUCCAGUUACAGACACUCAAAUAUUAUCAGAUAAGUCCAAGAGUGAACAAUAUAGCAUGUAUGAUGACGACGAUGAUAUAGGUAUUGACCUACCCCUUAAACCUAAUAUCUUUCAGAAACGAAAUUUCCUGGAUAUAGACAGUCAAGAUGCACGUUUAUUUCCUGCAGUUCAAAAAGUAAGAUUUCAAAUAGAUCCCGAAAAUGGUUCAGAUCCACUGAUAUUAAAGAGUUCCAAUACUGAUACAGAUUUUGAUGAUAUGCAGAGUGGAUCAGGUGUAUCCGAUAGUGAUACCAUUACCCGUAAUAAGAACAGAGAAUCGGUGGAGGAACUAUUGCAACAUGCUAGUGAAGUUAAUGAUUACGUUGCAGAAAAUAUAGACAAAUUAAAAGCAUAUCCGACAAACCAUAGCGCAAGUAGUAGGAAUCUACAGAGAAUUUUGAGUGGAACUAAUCCAAAGACGGAAUCUUUAUCAACAUUUGAUUUAAGCGAUGUCGACACUGACGAUGUGUAUGAUCUCGAUCAUAUCAGCAAUGGAUCCACUAGUCAUUUAGGGGAUAAUAAGGAAAGAACACCCUUAGAGCAAGUGACUACAGCCUCAGAGAUUGAAGAGAUUCUUUCAAAUGAUGGAAAUUCUCAAGAUAAUAAUAAUGAUGUUGUUUAUGAUGAUGAUGAUCGGUCAUUAAGUGAACAGUCAACGGUAGAUGAUUCACCGCCAAUGGAGAGGCAGACAUUUUAUUUCGAUGAGCAAACAUGUAUAAAUAAUGCCAAGGACUUUAUCCAAAGAAUUGAAGAAUCUGAGUGUAAGAACGUCGCAGACACGGAUGAUGAUUUAGUAUUUGUAGAGAUUAGUGUUGAAGAGGCCAUGGGCAAUUUUGAAAGAGUAAUUCAAUUAAUGAAAGAACUUUCUCACAAAGGGGAUACCCAAAAUUGCGAAAUAUCAGAAACCAACAAGAAACAUUUUGACAAUUUUGUAAUGAAAAAUACACCUUCUUUAUCAUACCACGAUUUUAUUGAUCGUGUUCAGUCUAAAUGUAUGUUUGGAUCCAUUGUCUUUCAAUCAGCCACAUACUUAUUACAAGUUCUAUUCAUGAGGAAAGAUGCCCCUGAUCAAAAAUAUAAAUUAAAACACAUGUUACAAGAUAAUGAAAUCCAUAGAAUCAUAAUAGCAUGCAUUCGUGUUGCUACGAAACUGAUUGAAGAUCAAGUACAUUCUCAUCAGUAUUUCUGCAAAGUAUGUGGUGUUACCAAGAAAUUACUUACUAAAUUGGAAGUCUCGUUGGUGCUCUGUCUAAAAGAUGAUGAUCUAAUCAUCACGCGCAAAAUGCUAGCAAAAUCCGUUAGAGUCAUCGACUACAUGGUAAUGGAUCUACAAACAUAG
Messenger RNA from Maudiozyma barnettii, 1389 nucleotides. It is a transcript of the gene PCL8, whose product is annotated as Pcl8p. Gene Ontology annotation, molecular function: cyclin-dependent protein serine/threonine kinase regulator activity; protein kinase binding. Lineage: Eukaryota; Fungi; Ascomycota; Saccharomycetes; Saccharomycetales; Saccharomycetaceae. The transcript has a single exon. Gene Ontology annotation, cellular component: cyclin-dependent protein kinase holoenzyme complex; nucleus. The coding region runs from base 1 to 1389 and encodes 462 amino acids. Gene Ontology annotation, biological process: regulation of cyclin-dependent protein serine/threonine kinase activity. The record is from RefSeq and is a predicted model, not a curated record.